CUUUGACAGCAGCCGCCACAAGUCUUUCCGCCUCCCCAGCCUGCCUGGGAGCUGGGAGCUGGAUUAUGGUGGCCUGACCAGCAAACGCAGCCGCAGGAGCCCGGAGCCCCAGCCCCUGCCCCCUGCCGAUUUGCCGGGAGGAUCGGGACACCGGCUGACCUGCCAUGCCUGCCCCUCCCAGCCCUGGGGAGGCUCUGAGUCGGCCUCUUCCAGAACGCUGCUGAGGCUGGUCGCUAGCGGCCAGAUGUAGCCCGGCUUCGGAUUCCUCUCUUCACCUUCUCUCUCUGCGGAUUUCUCCUGCCUGCUACCCACAGCCAGAACAGGGGCUGGCCGAGGGGCCUGCAGGCUCUGGAGCCCUGAUGCCUCGCAGCUCACUCCCCUGAGAAGCUACCACCAGCACCAGAGUUGGGGGCAGGCAACAGGACGGACGUGGGCCAGAGGGCUUAAAGGCCGGGGCCCACCAUGGCCCAAGCACUGCCCUGGCUCCUGCUGUGGAUGGGCUCCGGCAUGCUGCCUGCCCACUGCACCCAGCCUGGCAUCCGACUGCCCCUGCGAAGCGGGCUUGGGGGGGCCCUCCUGGGGCUGCGACUACCCCGGGAGACCGACGAGGAGCAGGAGGAGCCCAGCCGGAGAGGCAGCUUUGUGGAGAUGGUGGACAACCUGAGGGGCAAGUCUGGCCAGGGCUACUAUGUGGAGAUGACCGUGGGCAGCCCCCCACAGACGCUUAACAUCCUGGUGGAUACAGGCAGCAGUAAUUUUGCAGUGGGGGCUGCGCCCCACCCUUUCCUGCAUCGCUACUACCAGCGGCAGCUGUCCAGCACCUACCGGGACCUGCGAAAGGGCGUGUAUGUGCCCUACACCCAGGGCAAGUGGGAGGGGGAGCUGGGCACCGACCUGGUGAGCAUCCCCCAUGGUCCCAAUGUCACCGUGCGUGCCAACAUCGCUGCCAUCACUGAAUCAGACAAGUUCUUCAUCAAUGGCUCCAACUGGGAGGGCAUCCUGGGGUUGGCCUAUGCUGAGAUCGCCAGGCCUGAUGACUCCUUGGAGCCUUUCUUUGACUCCUUGGUAAAGCAGACCCACGUUCCCAACCUCUUCUCCCUGCAGCUCUGUGGUGCUGGCUUUCCCUUCAACCAGUCAGAAGCACUGGCCUCAGUUGGAGGGAGCAUGAUCAUUGGGGGCAUCGACCACUCGCUGUACACAGGCAGUCUCUGGUACACACCCAUCCGGCGGGAGUGGUAUUAUGAGGUGAUCAUUGUGCGGGUGGAGAUCAACGGACAGGAUCUGAAAAUGGACUGCAAGGAGUACAACUAUGACAAGAGCAUUGUGGACAGUGGUACCACCAACCUGCGUCUGCCCAAGAAAGUGUUUGAAGCUGCUGUCAAAUCCAUCAAGGCAGCCUCCUCGACGGAGAAGUUUCCAGACGGUUUCUGGCUCGGGGAGCAGCUGGUAUGCUGGCAAGCAGGCACCACCCCUUGGAACAUUUUCCCAGUCAUCUCCCUCUACCUAAUGGGUGAAGUCACCAAUCAGUCCUUCCGCAUCACCAUCCUUCCACAGCAAUACCUUCGGCCAGUGGAAGAUGUGGCCACAUCCCAAGAUGACUGUUACAAAUUCGCCAUCUCACAGUCCUCCACGGGCACUGUUAUGGGAGCUGUUAUCAUGGAGGGCUUCUACGUGGUCUUUGAUCGGGCCCGAAAACGAAUUGGCUUUGCCGUCAGCGCUUGCCAUGUACACGAUGAAUUCAGGACGGCAGCAGUGGAAGGUCCUUUUGUCACUCCGGACAUGGAAGACUGUGGCUACAACAUUCCCCAGACAGAUGAAUCCACCCUCAUGACCAUUGCCUAUGUCAUGGCUGCCAUCUGCGCUCUCUUCAUGCUGCCACUCUGCCUCAUGGUGUGUCAGUGGCGCUGCCUCCGCUGCCUCCGCCAUCAACACGAUGACUUUGCUGAUGACAUCUCCCUGCUGAAGUGAGGAGGAACACAGGCAGAAGAUCGAGAUUCCCCAGACCACAUCUGGGUGGUUCACUUUCACUUUGGUCACAAGUAGGAGACACAGGUGGCACCUGUGACCAAAGCACCUCAAGACCCUCACUCACCUGCCAAAUGCCUCUGUCUUGACAGAAAUGAAGGAAAGCUGGCAAGGUGGGUUGCAGGGAUUGCGCCUGUAGCAAACAGUAGAGGGAAGAAAGCAGCACUCUGGUGGCGGGAAUACUCUUAGUCAGUUCAAACUUGAGUUUGGAAAUUCUGCUGCUUGAAACUUCAGCCCUGAACCUUUGCCCUCCAUUCCUUUAGAUUCUCCAUCCCAAAGUAUUCUUCUUUCCUGAGUUCCAGAAGCAGUGGCAUCACACCCAGUGUCUGUCUCUGUAACAUGCUGGCAGAGGAAGGGGCCAAUCUUGUUUCUCUGCUGGCCAAAGUCAGUGGGAGCAGAGGCACAGUUUGCUAUUUGCUUUAGAGAUAGGGGCUGUACAAACGAGCCUAACAUUGGUGCAAAGACUGCCUCUUGAACUGAAUAACAAAUGAUUGGAUUGAAUAUUUGUAUAAAUGGGGGUGACGGGAAGAGGAGAAGGGGAGGAGGACAGAGACAGGGAACCCCUGGAUGAAAGCUAGAAGGGCAGAAAAAUGACCACUCGCCAGUCCCAGAUUUAGAUGGCAUCUCCAAGACAGAAUCCCAUCUCAGAAGACGGGUAUUGCUUCCCAAUGCUUUCUUUUCUGUGGUGGGCAGCCUAACCAAAAUGAGAUGGAAAGAAGGGAUUAUCUAACCAAAAAGGUUUUUUUAGCUCUCUUAAAUUGAAAAGUACCCACUAAGAAAUUCCAUUUAACAGAUGAAUUUCUACCUUAUUAAUUCCACUUAUUUGUACCCAAGCCGUUCACUCCACAUAUGACAGGUAGCACUGAAAUGCCCCAACCCUCUGAAAGCCCCAGGAGCCCUAUGGGAAAGCAAAUAAAGCGGGGCUGGGCUUUGUCUUCCUGGUUUGUGUUCACCUCUUCCCCAAGUUCCCACUCCUCUAGAGCUUUGUAGCUGAGGUGCUAAGAGGAAUAGUCAGAAGACCUCUCCUACCUAAUUCCUGAAAGCAGAAUCCUGAAGAUUCAUUCAGCAGGUACAGGAGUCAGCACCCUAUACCUCUACCUGGAUUUCUUCCUGUCCGGCUUAAGAACUAAUAAGAUCUCUGCCUAAUACUGAGCAGUGUCAUUGCCUUCUCAUCCUCCUUAUUGUUCCCUCCAUUUACUGGGCUAAGACACCCCACAGGGGCACUAGAGUAUUAUAUCAAGAGUGUCGGAAGCACAGGGCUAUAUGGCUCUAGCAUCAUCGUCUUCAGUAUCAGGGCUGCCCGGAGAAAGGAUAGCAGCUUCAGGCCUUCUUUGUUUCUUUCACCACUAGAGCUGCUCACCGGAGGCCGUCCUUUCUCGCUAUCCUGUUCUCCCCACUCCUAAAAGUACUUGGGUACCCAGGCUGGUUCUUGGGCUAGAUAGUGGGGGCCAAGGUUAUUUCCUCCCUAUCGGUUCCAGCAGUCAACUCUGACACCAGUGUUAGUAGGAAGAGCUGAAUUUUCCUAGUAUACCCACCGGAUCCUAUUCCUAUCUGGUCAACACACUGCUUCCAGGCACGGGGCCUGCGGAGUGUCGAACCACCUGAUGAGGGAGAGGGAAACACAAGGAGGGCCUCUGGAGAUCCUGGCCUCAGCCAGCUGCCCACAAGCCAUAAACCAAUAAACAAGAAUUUUGAGUC
Messenger RNA from Talpa occidentalis (Iberian mole), 3723 nucleotides. It is a transcript of the gene BACE1, whose product is annotated as beta-secretase 1. Lineage: Eukaryota; Metazoa; Chordata; Mammalia; Eulipotyphla; Talpidae. The transcript has 9 exons. The record is from RefSeq and is a predicted model, not a curated record. The coding region runs from base 463 to 1968 and encodes 501 amino acids. Gene Ontology annotation, biological process: membrane protein ectodomain proteolysis; amyloid-beta metabolic process. Gene Ontology annotation, molecular function: aspartic-type endopeptidase activity. Gene Ontology annotation, cellular component: endosome; trans-Golgi network; membrane.